CUUCUCCCAAUACUUAUGAAGCAACAACAUAUUCGCGAUUCUUUUUUCUAAAAAUUUAACUAAGCCAAAUAAUAAAUACUAGACCGCGAUAGCCAAUCCAGAAGGCAACAAUGUCCAAACGGGCAUUAGAUAAGGAGCAGCUCCAUAAGGCAAAUAAACGCCCAAAGGCAACUCUCGCAUCGAUUUAUUUCCCUAUCUACUCAACCGCAGGCACACAACCAGAUGCCAACUCUAGCACGGCAUUGAGUCGAAUACGGGUGGAGGAUGGAGGAGAGGAGACUAGAAAGAGCUCCAAUUACCCUCACCAGCGUCGGCAACUUUAUCACCAUCAUCCAUUACGAGAGCUCCCUCUUAUACAACGAUCACCCGAAUCGGCACGUGCAAGCAGUGUGCUGCAAGGCGCACUGGAGAACUCGCUGAUUCACUAUAAAACGGCCAAAUCAAUUGGGGCGUGGUCAGAGGAUGAUUUAUUCAAAUGGUAUGAGUGGUACCUCGAGCCGGACAUGAGGCGGCAUGACCCCAGGAGGUGGAGAGAUUGGCAGGAUGACCGGAGGCUCGACGAUGACGGGAAAGCAUUGCAGCAACAGCUGGAGCGGUGGGCUGUCAGAUGCCCGCUUUGCUUUCUUUACCGAGACAUAACCUGCAACAAGCACGUAAUGUCUGAAUGCCAAAGGCCGGCGAAGGAGAUGGCGUGCCUUAUCGAGUCUCGUCUUCGGGAAACACUAGUCGAUAUUCAAGACAGAGGAAUUGGAGGCUACGGAGAGGUUCCGUGGUACGGCGGGUGUUGUUUGCCGCGAUCCCGAUGUCCCAUGUGGGAGAAAACAGACGGAGAGGGCGAGCGGCGUGGGGAUGACAGGGCAUGGCAUCGGAUAGACGAUGAGUGGUGCAGGUUCUACCUAGUGGUAAUACAUGCAGUAUCAGCGAUGUUAACGUUUCAGCUGCCGUCUGGGAUAACUCUUCUACAACAAGUAAAGAUUUGGCAAGAGGGCAGCCGAACCCAGUUUAACAGCAAGCUGGACCUGGACGGGCUAGAAGUGGGCAAAUGGCUCAUGUCGCCGAUGUGGUGGGAUUCGCGGCAGGUGAUGAUUAUGCUGCGGGUGUUUUACCAGCUGGACAUGGCGGUGGAAGAAGCAUGGGUGCUCAAAGCAAUAGAGAGGCGGCAGGUCGAGUUAAACGCAUUAAGCCUGCAGCAGUGGAAUGAUUGGGACUCGACUGUCAACCACGUGGCAGCAGCAGGACGAAACCAGAAGCGGCAUAGAAGGGAGAAGAUGAAGAUGGAUAUUAACUCUGCAGAUGAAGGAUAUAUCAAAGAUGCUCUGUACGAUGCCGCAGAGGAACUAAAGCGCUAUACGGAUAUGGAUUCAUACUGGUGGGCGGUUCAGGCAAGGAUUCAGGAAUGGGGCGAGGGAGCAAUUCAGUGCCAGCUAUGCAGGGCAUAUGCUUGGAGCGAGUUAUGUUAUACACACUCGGCGAGAGUAUGUGAGAUGUGGGUUGAGUCUGAGAGAUUUAGAACGCUUGUGAACAAGCUAUCGGGUCUUGAUGGAGAAGAGAAAGAAGGGACAGAUGCAGAUGCAGACGAGGGCGAAGAUAAAGAGGCAGAUGAAGGCUACGGAACCUGCCAGACAUGCAGGUUCCCAGUGGCAGUAUGCCAACCUAUAUCAAGAGAUGACAGGAAAUCGGGUAGGAGAGAGGCUGAGUGGGGGAGAUGUCGUGGAACAGACGUAUUAAAGCAGACGGUUGCGGCAUUGCUAGUAAUAGCAGGUGGUAAGUUGGGGAAGAUGGUGAUUGACGAGGAGAUGGCUGAAUGGAGGCAGAGCUCGGAGAGUGGCAGAUGGGUUGAUAUGAUGGAGGAAUGGAAGAAAGGGGGGAUUGGGUUUGAGGGAUUGGCAGAUGAAUGGAUACAACAGCAGGUAUCGUGUGGGCGUGGUGGGCAGCCUCGAAUUGUUCGAAUUUUCCUACAGCUGACAGGAGGAUUCAGGCAUGUAAUACAAUAGGAGGAAGAUAGUAUAAUAUAGCGAAUAUGAAGUUGGAGAUGUU
Trichoderma harzianum CBS 226.95 is the source of this 2037-nucleotide messenger RNA. RefSeq lists its product as hypothetical. The transcript has a single exon. Lineage: Eukaryota; Fungi; Ascomycota; Sordariomycetes; Hypocreales; Hypocreaceae. The coding region runs from base 111 to 1994 and encodes 627 amino acids. The record is from RefSeq and is a predicted model, not a curated record.